CAGGCGGCUGUAGUGAGCCGUCAGCAGCGGACCUCGCGCAGAAGAAAUCGGCUGGUUGUUUGGAAACCACAGUGAACCUGCAGAGCAGCUGUUGUACUUCUUCAGCAGCUAUUAUAUCACUCGCAUUCCUAGAUACGACAGCGGCUUUGUAGCGCUAGACCUGUAAACGUCUCAGGUUUACCGUUAGCUGAUCAUGAACGUGGCGAAAAGUGGUUACCGCGUUUUCUCUGCCAACUCCACGCCGGCGUGCGCUGAACUCUCCAAGAAGAUUACCGAGCGUCUUGGAGUUGAGCUGGGCAAGUCUGUUGUUUACCAGGAGUCAAACAGAGAAACGAGGGUUGAGAUCAAAGAGUCUGUGAGAGCCCAAACGAUCUUCAUCAUCCAAACCAUUCCCAGAGAUGUCAACACUGCUAUCAUGGAGCUGCUGAUCAUGGCCUAUGCACUGAAGACCUCCUGUGCCAAGAACAUCAUCGGCGUGAUCCCGUACUUCCCCUACAGUAAACAGUGUAAGAUGAGGAAGAGAGGAUCUAUAGUGUGCAAACUGCUCGCUUCCAUGUUAGCUAAAGCAGGUCUGACUCAUUUAAUCACCAUGGAUCUGCACCAGAAAGAGAUCCAGGGCUUCUUUACAUUCCCUGUGGACAACCUGCGGGCUUCUCCGUUCCUGCUGCAGUACAUUCAGGAGGAGAUUCCUGAUUAUAGAAACGCUAUAAUUGUUGCCAAGUCCCCAUCUGCUGCAAAAAGGGCUCAGUCGUAUGCAGAGCGCCUGCGUCUUGGCCUGGCCGUCAUGCAUGGGGAAGCUCAGUGUUCAGAGUCAGACAUGGCAGAUGGGCGGCAUUCUCCUCCAUGUGUCCGCAACACCAUUGGUCACCCUGGAUUGGAGUUGCCAUGUAAGAGCCACCACACUGUGAAUCCACAGGUUGUUGCUGCACAUCCCAACAGCUUCAAACCCACUGACUAUGACAAACCCAGGUUAUAAGCACAAACUAGAUCAGAAAAGACAGCUGAUUGGGCUUCUCCCAACACCACAAAACCUGUCAAAAAUAUAUCCUUUAUUUGUAUUUCACCCCUAAAAUCAAAAGAAAGUAACAGUAGGUAAUGGUAUUUUUCAUAAAGAAAAUGAAGGUUAAUA
Sinocyclocheilus grahami is the source of this 1129-nucleotide messenger RNA. RefSeq names its product phosphoribosyl pyrophosphate synthase-associated protein 1-like. Lineage: Eukaryota; Metazoa; Chordata; Actinopteri; Cypriniformes; Cyprinidae. Gene Ontology annotation, biological process: purine nucleotide biosynthetic process; 5-phosphoribose 1-diphosphate biosynthetic process. Gene Ontology annotation, molecular function: ATP binding; ribose phosphate diphosphokinase activity; magnesium ion binding. The record is from RefSeq and is a predicted model, not a curated record. Gene Ontology annotation, cellular component: ribose phosphate diphosphokinase complex; cytoplasm. The coding region runs from base 194 to 976 and encodes 260 amino acids. The transcript is spliced from 7 exons.